Molecule: messenger RNA, 909 nt
Organism: Rhopalosiphum padi (bird cherry-oat aphid)
Lineage: Eukaryota; Metazoa; Arthropoda; Insecta; Hemiptera; Aphididae
Exons: 7
Coding region: 1-909 (302 amino acids)
Biological process (GO): cytokine production; positive regulation of transcription by RNA polymerase II
Molecular function (GO): protein binding
Source: RefSeq, a predicted model, not a curated record
AUGGAGGAUCUAUAUUAUAAGGAAGGCUCGGAGCCUUUUGAUUUACGUUUAAGUUAUCUAAGAAGGCUUAAUAAAGUAAAUAAACCCCUUGCAUAUUAUGAACAAGUACCAGUCAUCUCUAGUACUAUUUCAUUUGUUAAUACUACUGUCAAUUUAAUUCCGAGUACAUCUUACCAGCCUAAUUUUCAACGUGGUUUACACCGGUCAAAAAGAUUAAGACGUAGUAAUCCUCCUGAAUAUAUAUCAGCACCAGCAGUAUUAAUUAAAAAUAUUUGGAAUGAUUAUGGUUUUCAAAGGUCAAUGACUUCUAGUAAAAAAAAAAAAGAGACUGCUGAAGAUAUAAAUUUAUCAAAUUGGCAACAGAGACGAAUUGAAGAAGCUGAAUACAAAAAUGCCUUAGCUCAAGCAAACAGUGUUAUGAAUAUUAAAGUCUAUUGGCGACAAAUGGGCACGUAUAGGUUUCCUCUUAGAAUGUUUCAGUCAUUGUCAAGUGUUUACAAACAUAUUGCAAAAUUAGAAGGUAUAGAUCCUUCACAUGUUCGUUUGUAUCGAAACCAAAGGAUUCUUUCACCAAAAGAUACACUAGAUUCAAUAAAUUAUAAGAUAACUGAUGCCAUUGAAGGUGAUAUAACAUUUUUGGAAAUCCCCAAGUGUACAACCUAUACUACAUUAGCUAAAGAAGAAUUGGUGACGUAUAAAAUAAUACGACAGACCAGGAGUCCAAUCAUUCUAGAAAUGAGAAAAACGGAUAAAAUGUCAAUCUUGUAUAUUAAACUGAAAGAAUUGUUAGGAAUUGAAUUAGAAUCAUUUAAAUUGAAGCUGAAUGGAGAUAAAGUUAAGUACAGUGAUACAAUGAAAAGCUUAGGUCUUGAAGGAAAAGAAUAUAUUUUACUUUAUCAAAAAAAAUGA